Molecule: messenger RNA, 1556 nt
Organism: Neltuma alba
Lineage: Eukaryota; Viridiplantae; Streptophyta; Magnoliopsida; Fabales; Fabaceae
Exons: 2
Coding region: 259-1512 (417 amino acids)
Source: RefSeq, a predicted model, not a curated record
UAGAUAUAAAUAGGGUGUGAAUGAAGUAUAUUAUUCAGGAAUUAUUCAGGAAUUUCCAUCUUCUUCUCUCCUAGGAUUUCAGAUACUGAUUCUAGGCUCUCUCUCUCUCUCUCUCUCUCUAUAACACACAUCUCUCUCCUACCUUCUCAUCUCUUCUUUCCCCUCUCUUCCCUUCUAUCUCCCCAUUCUUAUUCUCUCUUUUGCAGAAUCUAACAUUUUGGUAUCAGAGCCCAAACUUUCUGGACCUGUUGGGAUAUUAUGGUGAACACACGCCAAUCAAACACUAACAAUGUGCCUCUCCUGCCAAAUCCUAACCCCUCUCACAGUGUAUCUACACCCACCAAUUCUUCUGAUCUUCCCUCUACAGAACUGCUUUCCCAACAACUAUCAGCCAUUAUGGCCAAAUUAAAUAAUUUAGAUACAGAAAUGACUACUUUGAAGCAACAGAAGUCAUUUCAAGCACCUAAAGGAAACCAAAGCCAUAGUGGGAAACAGAUUCAUGAAGUUGAUGAUGAAGAACAUGACAACCUUUGGUGGAAAAAGAAUCCUUCUAAACGCCCACACUCUAAAGUAGAAUUUCCUAAGUUUGAAGGAGGUGAUCCUAGAGGCUGGGUUAUGAAGGCAGAAAAAUAUUUCAGGUAUUAUCAAACACCUGAAGACCUUAAAGUUGAUGUGGCAGCCAUGAACUUAGAAGGUGAUGCACUAGAUGUUUUUACAUGGGUUUCUUCUGGAAGAUCUAUCAAUUAUUGGGAUGACUUGAUUCAAAUUUUUCAAGAGCACUUUGGCCCUGCUGAAUUUCAGAAUCCUGAUGUGUACCUUUGUAGCAUCAAACAAUUGGGUUCCGUGCAAGAAUAUAGGCAGGAAUUUGUUAGAAGGUCUUCAAGAGUGCAUGGAUGGCCUAAGCAUUGCUUAUUAGGUGUUUUCAUCAAUGGUUUAAAGGAAGAACUGCAGUCAGAUGUUAAAAUUCAGAAACCCCGAACUGUUUACAAGGCUGCAAGCUUGGCUCUUGAAUUUGAAGCCAAGUUACAAAAUCAGAAUGUGAGUCGUUAUGGACAGCGAUCUGGAGUUACAUGUGGCAGUGAGAGCAGUGUCAAUUUCAAGGAAGAUAAAGACGCCAACAUUCCCAGGCUGUGUUCAAACUCUGCUCUUGUGAACGCACCAGUUGUUAUGUCAAGUUUCAACACCCAAAAGCAACUAUUACCAACUACUACUGGAACUUCCCAAAGAAUGACCCACAACGCAACAAUUUCAGACCAUGAUAGGAAGUUUUUUAGAGACAAAAGGCUGUGUUUUAAGUGUGGAGAUAAAUUUGUCCCUGGGCAUAAGUGCCAACCUGCUUCUCUCAAACUCAUGGAGAUUACCGAGGAAGUGGAAGACCCUCAUCUAAGAGCCCCAGAUUCGAACCCAUCAUUAAAAGCUACCCAAUUUCCCACAUUUUGCCUUGAGGACAAGGCGUAUUUCCUAGGGGAGAGUAAUGAUAGAGUCCAAUAUCAGGGGCAGUUUACAAAUUAGUUAUUUUCAGUUAUUUGUAAUCUUCAAUUUUAGGUGGUUAUAUU